GUAUAUUAAACAUUUUAGAUUUAUAGGUGUUUAAGUUAUAAGUUUUAAACCGUGUGUUGACUUGUGUCGGCGAUAUACCGGCUCUUAAAAACUCGUGAAGUCGAUUCCUUUUAAAUAUAGGGACUUAUUUAGUUGUUUUCAUUUUAAAGUUGCAAGUCGUGCAGAAAGGGGGCUGUACUUAGAGGACGGGGCCAGUUAUUCGUUUAGUCCAAUCGUAACUGAUCCUGAGAAGCGGAUGUAAACGUCACGUUAAGGCGGGAUUAUGUUUUGCAUGCUUUACACACUUUUAUUUCCUUAACCUGCUUUCCUGUCAUUUUUUGUUGUUGGUAAUUGUCAAGUACGUAGCUUUGAUCUAUAGCUCAUAUUUAUCUUACUCAGAAAAGGACAAGCGAUUGAAGAUGGGCUAUAUGUUUGUGGAGGAACACACAUCUAACAUGCUUCAUCUUAAGAGGUCUCCUGGGAUUAGAUCUUGGUCUCUUCUUGUCGGAAUUGCUUCAGUUGGACUUGCAGCAGCCUAUUACAGCUCUGAUAGCAUAUUAUGGAAGAUGUUCUAUGUGACCGGCUGUUUGUUUGUCGCUCUACAAAACAUGGAGGAAUGGGAGGAGGCAGUAUUUGACAAAUCUAAGGGUGAAAUAGCAUUAAAGACUUUUAGUCUCUAUACCAUGAUAUUGACUUUCUGGAAAAGAGGUCAGGAGACAGUGUUGUUAGAUCUGCGACACUUGCGUGACGUGAGUGUUCAGGAGGAGAAGGUGAGGUAUCUUGGGAAGGGUUACCUGUUGGUCCUGCGUUUGGCAACCGGAUUCUCUCAUCCGCUUACACAGAGCGCCACGCUGGGAUCACGCUGUGAUGUAGAAGCAGUUGGUGCUCUUCUGAAGCGCUUCUUGGGUCUCGAGGAGUUAAACAAGCAACUGGCUCAAGACGACUAUCCAAAUGAAGACGAGGACGACAUUGAAGAUUUGGGGUUGGGUGACAGCAGUGAUUCACAAGAUGAAGCUGAUUUUUAAAACCUCAGAGGUUUCUUUUGUUGUGGAAAUGGUGUUGAACACUGUAUCAAGCCUAAAUCUACCAAAUCUCAUCAAACUUUAGAAAUAGAUGAUUGUUGCAUAGUAUUUUCAGUUGCAUUUUAAAGAGGCAUUACCAGAUUAUAUUUAAUACUUUAAUUGUUAAGUCUGUGCAUGAGUUAUCUUUAAAAUAACUGCAUAAUGAAUUAACCUUUCAUUGGUGAAAGAACAGGUGCCACUAAUCCACUAAAUGCAUGUUUAGUCAGAUGAUACGGUUUCUUUAAUUACUGCAUAAGCAUUACAAGCUGUUAUUUGUCAUGUUUAUAGCUUUUCUCAUCAUUUUUUUCAUUUUGUAAAUAUUUGAACAUCAUUUUUGAGUCUAAAGCCAGGUAAGAAGAUUUGGCAUAUGCUCAAAAACUACUUGUCUUCAAAGGAGAUGCUUUUUUAAACUAGACCUUUUCUGUAUUAGAUUAAUAUAAGUUUAACAAUAGAGUUCACCCAAAAAUUAAAAUUCUGUUAUUUUCUCAUCAUGUUGUUCUAAACCUGUAUGAAUUUCAAAAAUAUUGAACACAAAAUAUAUUUUGAUAAACACAACUGAUUAGAACUAUUGACUUCCAAAGUGGGGAAAGCAAAUAUUAUGGAAGUAUUGUGAUAAAUGAUGGUAUUUGUUUUUCCUACUAUGGAAGUCAAGGGUUAUAAACAUCAGUGCUUACCAUCACUUAUUAAAAUAUCUACUUUUAUCAAAAAAAAAUCAUACAGGAUUAAAAUAACAUGAGGAUGAAAAAAAACAAUGAUUUUCAGUUUUUCUGAAGCUUUUCAGUUUUUGUUUUUAAUAAAAGAAUUUGACAACA
Molecule: messenger RNA, 1852 nt
Organism: Paramisgurnus dabryanus
Lineage: Eukaryota; Metazoa; Chordata; Actinopteri; Cypriniformes; Cobitidae
Gene: cybc1
Product: cytochrome b-245 chaperone 1
Source: RefSeq, a predicted model, not a curated record